AUGAGCGCCCCCAUCGAUGACCUGCUCUUCGGCGGCGACGACUCCGGGGACGAGGACGACAUGAACACCUCCAUGCCCGCCAUGCGCUCGUACAGCGGCGUCCCGCUCGCGGCGGCGGCCGUAGCGCCCCCGGGGGGUCUAUUGGCGCCCGCCUCAAUAGUGCCCCCUGGGGCCAAGCCCCUCACGCCCUCGGGCGCCACGCCCAUCCGCCCACAGCCGCAGCCACUGGCGCCUUCGCCCGCCCCCGCUGCGUCGCCCCCCGCCGCGCUGCCCCAGACCAAGCAGGCGCCCGGCUCGGGGCAGCAAAUGUUCCAGCAAAUGUUCGCGCUGCUGAAGCAGAUGCUGCCCGUGGAGCAGUACGCCACGCUGCACUCGGAGAUGCGCAAGGGCAACGGCAACGACAUCAAGUCCAUCGUGGACAUCAUCAAGCGGAUCGCGGGCGACGCCAUCUUCUCCAGUGUCAUCCAGAAGAUGGACCUUACGAGGACCUUCCCCACUACCAACGCACCGGGUGCCUUUAAUGCUGUCAAGCCCGAGCCUGGAGUUGCUGGAGUUCCAGCGCCCACUGUUGCGUCGCCGGCGUCGUUGGGUAGACCGCUGGCCGCGAGAACCGCCGGGAUGGCGGUGCCGACGACCACUACGGCGUCGCCGAAGAAGACCAUGCCUACUGCUAUUGCGCCCAACACGCGGCCGAUUGCUGCUGCCCCGCCGACUCUGGCAGCCGCGCCGGUGGCGAUGCCAGCGUCUAUUGCUGCUCAGGUUGCGAGACCGACGGCGAUUCAGCCGCCGCCUGGGACGGUCAGCACCCCGCCGGCCAAGGCUGCGGUUGGUGUGAAGCCGGAGCCGGCCUCUACUACUGCUACGUCAGUGGGAGCCACGUCGACGACUGCUACUACUUCUUCACCCAGCGCCGCUUCUGCUGUUUCCCAGUCCAGGAACGAAGCUCUGGAGAAGAUCAUGUUCGCGAAGCGGCUAUUGUCUCACGCUGCUACGUGCUCGUUGACUCACGGCGUCUGCCAGGUUAAGAAGUGCGACGACGUCCGCCGCGUGUUCAAGCACAGCUUGUCUUGUGGAGGUGCGAAUGGCUGCUCACAUUGCGAGCAGCUGAAGGGACUGGUGAAGUACCACGCCAAGGAAUGCGCUGUUGGUAUUACCGAUCACUGCUCGAUCCCGUUCUGUGACGGCUUGCGGCGCACAUACGCUCAGAACCAGGCUACGUUGGCGGCGAAGGCGAAGGCAGCUCAAGCGGCUGGACGAAAACUCAGCGGUAUGGGGAGUGACGAUGAUGAUGACAAUACGCCGCUGUCCUCUGCUGUGAAUAAGGCCAAGAAAAAUGCCAAGGCCAAGUCUCCCAAGAGCACGCCUACUCGAGCGCCGGUCGCCCACCCGCUGAAGCGCAAGAUAUCCAACGCAUCGCUUCCGAGAACAAAUUCUCCUGGGCCAUCGUCGACGGUGUCAACACCUGUGGCGGCUGCACAGACUGCAACGUCCACCCCAGCCAAGCCGCAGCAGAAGAACGUGACCGCCAAUAUGACACAGGAGUAUGGACGCCUGCUGCAGCUGAUUCUUCACGUGGAGAAGUGUACAACCAGCGCAUGUCCUGUUGGCGAAGAGUGUGCGGAGUCAAAGUCGAUCAUGAAGCAGAUAAACUCUCCGAAUCCCCCGCAGGCCCGCGCUAAAACUUACAAGCAAGUGUACGGACACUACAAGACGUGUGUGGCGAAGAAUAACACGGCCAACUGCCCCAUGUGCAAGAUUGGACUAUUGCCGAUUCUGCCCGCAGCUAGCCCAACACCGUCACCCCACACACAGGUCCUUAAGGCUGGGGUACCCGCAGUGAAUACGACGCCAGGAUCGGCCGUAACCUCUUCGCCGUCCGGUGGGUUGAACAAGCGGAGCAGCAGUGCUGUGUCGCCUACACCGCGCUCUCCUUUGAAGAAGCCGCGUACCAAUUCUACAAGCCGAGGCAAGGCUACGGCUGCAGAGGUGGCAGCUCAGAGCGCUGCUGCAUCCGAGCUGGUCAGUCAAGAACUUGCCCAGGCUAGUGUUGCAGAUAUUCGCAAGGAGGCGGAUGUGCUUACGCACACAAACAUUGAGCUGGGCACGGAACGGCGGAUCAUGAUGGAGGGAGGUGUGCGACGCGUGCGCAUGGCGGAGCAGUUGCCAUGCCAGAAAGAAGAGUGGGUGGAGAAAGACUUAUUUAAUUCGGAGAAACUGCGCACCCAGAUGCGCGAGGUCGGCCGGCGGUCAGGUGUCGAGCUUGGAGUCCAAACAAGCGAAGUGAUGGCUUACGCUCUCCACGAGUAUCUCAAGCAGGUGAUCGAGGAGAUGGUGGAAAUUUCCAAGCAGCGUGGUGACUCGUACGCGCACUCGCUUGAGGCGUUGCAGAAGGCGCAGAGGGUAAGAGCGAUGAUGGACGGCCGGCCCGGAAACCACAUGGAGCUCACCGCGACAGAUAUUUUGCGCGUAAGUUGUGAGGACUCGUUUGCCAAAUUGCGGCAGGAGGACUUGGCACUGCGAUCACAGUUACUGGAGGAUGCGAAGCGUGAAGAGCAGAUCGAGAAAGAGCGCGCCAAGAAGCGCAAGAAGGUGGAUCGCAGCAAACUUAACCAGGAUGAGCGUGACGAGGCCGAGAUGGACAUCGAGGAGCUGGCUGUCAAGGACCUGAAGGAGCGUCUGCUGCAGCAAGACAAGGGCGGCGUGGUGAAGGUGGACGGCCGAGUCAACGAGAGCAUCUCGACGAAGUAUGCGCCGCGGGAGGCUGACAGCCAGGUGACCAUGGACGACGCCACCUACUGGCUGCAGAGCCAGAAGCCGUACAUCCGCCCGAAGCUCUUCGUGCGUGCAGAAGCUGCGCGUAUCGUGACCAAGUCGCUUAUCUGA
Messenger RNA from Phytophthora sojae, 2883 nucleotides. RefSeq lists its product as hypothetical. Gene Ontology annotation, molecular function: transcription coactivator activity; chromatin DNA binding; histone acetyltransferase activity. Gene Ontology annotation, biological process: positive regulation of transcription by RNA polymerase II. The coding region runs from base 1 to 2883 and encodes 960 amino acids. Lineage: Eukaryota; Oomycota; Peronosporomycetes; Peronosporales; Peronosporaceae. The transcript has 4 exons. Gene Ontology annotation, cellular component: histone acetyltransferase complex; transcription regulator complex. The record is from RefSeq and is a predicted model, not a curated record.